GAAGAGCCACUUUGUCACUUACGAGGUCAGCCAACAAUGCUUCAAUUUUCAAAGGAUGGCGAUGUUAUAAUUGGUGCAAUAUUUUCAUUUCAUGAUAUUGUGGAGGAUGGAAAACCAAAUUUUACGUCUAUGCCUAAACCACUAGUAUGCAAAAGCUUAAACCUGAGAGAAUUUCAAGUAGCUGAAACAAUGAUUUUAGCUGUGGAAGAAAUAAACAACAGUACAGACAUUCUUCCUGGUGUAACUCUUGGAUAUAAAAUAUAUGAUGACUGCAGUUCAAUGCCUUUAGCUAUUGGAGCUGCAAUGGCUUUAAUGAAUGGACAAGAAGAAACAACGGUUCCUGAUAAGUCAUGUGUGAAAUCAUCUACUGUUGCAAAUAUAGGACUGUCAGAAUCACAAUCAAGUAAAGGUGUGGCCACUGUUAUUAGUCCUUUUAAUAUUCCACUGAUAAGUUAUUAUGCCACAUGUGCUUGUCUCAGCAACAAACAUGAAUUUCCUAGCUUUUUUCGAACAAUUCCAAGUGAUUCCUUUCAAAGCAAGGCCUUAGCACAACUUGUAAAGCAUUUUGGCUGGAAUUGGAUUGGUGCAAUCAGAAGUGACAAUGAUUAUGGAAACUUUGGAAUGGCAACUUUUUUGCAAGAGGUCCAGCAAGAAGAUGUCUGCAUUGAAUACUCAGAGGUAAUCUCCAGGACUUAUCCAAGAGAAAAAUUUCUUAAAACGGUAGAUGUAAUAAGGAAAUCAACAUCAAAAGUUAUAGUAGCUUUUGUAGCAUUUAAAGAUAUGGAAUUCCUGGUAAGAGAACUUGUCUACCAGAAUGUCAGUGGCAUGCAGUGGAUAGGAAGUGAAGGUUGGAUUUCUACUGAUCAGCUAGCAACAAGGGAAAAUUACAGAGUUCUUGCUGGAACUUUUGGAUUUGCUGUUACAAAUGGAUUUAUAAAAGGAUUGCAGGAAUAUCUCCAAAAUGCCAAGCCUUCUUACAUUCCUGGAAACACCGGGUUAAAAGAACUAUGGGAAAGUACUUUCAGUUGUGCCUUGACACCCGAAAAUAAUACUCGAUUGGCAAAGCCAUGUACAGGGUUUGAGACUUUUCAGAAUGUAAACAAUCAAUACACUGAUGUGUCCGAGAUCAGAAUUACUAACAAUGCCUAUAAAGCAGCUUACGCAAUUGCUUAUUCGUUACAUGAUCUCUUCUUUUGUAAAACUGGCAAGGGACCUUUUGCUAAUAAGACUUGUGCAAACAAGGCAAAAAUUGAGCCUUGGCAGGUUCUACAUUACAUGAGAGCCGUUAAUUAUACAACCAAAAAUGGAGAGAAUGUUUACUUUGAUGAAAAUGGAGAUCCAGUUGCCAGAUAUGAAAUAAUAAACUGGCAAGUCAAUGAAGAAGGAGUCAUAAAAUUUGUCACUAUUGGUCUCUAUGAUGCAUCUCUACCUGAAGGUCAGCGAUUUAUAAUGAAUAACAUCAGUGCUAUUUGGGCAGGAGGUCAGAAAAUGGUUCCUAAGUCAGUGUGCAGUGAAAGCUGCCCUCCAGGGACUCGAAAGGCUGCUCAAAAAGGAAAACCUGUGUGCUGUUUUGACUGCAUUCCAUGUGCUGAAGGUGAAAUUAGCAAUAUAACAGAUUCAAAUGACUGUGCUAAGUGUCCUUUGGAAUACAAGUCCAAUGAGCAGAGGGAUCACUGUAUCUUGAAAGAUAUUGAAUUUUUGUCAUUUGGAGAAAUUAUGGGAAUUUUACUUGUUACGCUUUCACUUCUUGGGACUUGCAUAACAGUUGCUGUAGCCGUAAUUUUUUUUCAUUACAGGGACACUCCAAUUGUUAAAGCUAAUAACUCAGAAUUAAGUUUUCUGCUUUUAUUUGCAUUGACUUUGUGUUUCCUUUGUUCAAUUACUUUCAUUGGUGAGCCAUCAGAAUGGUCCUGCAUGCUACGCCACACUGCAUUUGGGAUCACAUUUGUGUUGUGCAUUUCAUGUGUUUUGGGGAAAACAAUAGUGGUCUUAAUGGCAUUUCGGGCUACACUUCCUGGCAGUAACAUAAUGAAGUGGUUUGGACCAACCCAGCAAAGGUUAACUGUUUGUACUUUCACACUUGUCCAAGUUGUAAUAUGUAGUAUAUGGCUAAUAACAGCACCUCCGUUCCCAAACAAAAAUGUGAAAUAUUUCAAAGAUAGAAUCAUUCUUGAAUGUGAUUUGGGAUCAACAUUAGCCUUUUAUUCUGUUUUGGGGUACAUCGGGUUUCUCUCUGGAAUGUGUUUUGUUCUGUCUUUUCUUGCUCGCAAACUUCCAGACAAUUUUAAUGAGGCCAAAUUCAUCACGUUCAGCAUGCUCACAUUUUGUGCAGUUUGGAUCACCUUUAUUCCAGCCUACAUAAGCUCCCCUGGAAAAUACACUGUUGCUGUUGAAAUAUUUGCAAUUUUAGCUUCAAGUUUUGGCUUACUCUUUUGCAUUUUUUCUCCAAAAUGUUACGUUAUUUUACUGAAACCUGAAAACAACACCAAAAAACAUUUAAUGGGCAAAACAUCUGCAUAA
Polypterus senegalus (gray bichir) is the source of this 2520-nucleotide messenger RNA. RefSeq names its product extracellular calcium-sensing receptor-like. Gene Ontology annotation, biological process: G protein-coupled receptor signaling pathway. The transcript has 6 exons. Gene Ontology annotation, cellular component: membrane. NCBI's taxonomy places the organism in Eukaryota, Metazoa, Chordata, Cladistia, Polypteriformes, Polypteridae. The record is from RefSeq and is a predicted model, not a curated record. The coding region runs from base 37 to 2520 and encodes 827 amino acids. Gene Ontology annotation, molecular function: G protein-coupled receptor activity.